AUGUCUUUAACAACUGGUGAAAAAUUAUCAAUAACUGGAAAAGCAAUAACUGAAAUAUCACAAAAUGCUGUCGGAUGGAGAUAUAAAUGCAAAAGUAAUAAACAAUUAGAUGGACAGGUAGUUGUAAUAACCGGUGCUAACACUGGUAUCGGCAAAGAGACGGCCCGUGAUCUGGCAAAACGUGGAGCACAAGUAAUAAUCGGAUGUCGAGAUGAAACAAGAGCUGCAAAUGCUAUCAAAGAUAUUAAGUCAAAGAACCCAAAGGCAGACAUAAUAGCAUUGAAACUGGAUUUGUCUUCACUUAAGUCUGUCCGCGAGUUUGCCCAACAAUUGACCGAAAAAUAUCAGAGAAUUGAUGUACUCAUCAAUAAUGCCGGCCUUUUAAUGAAAGAUCGCACAGAAACUGCUGAUGGAUUUGAAAUGAUGUUUGGGACCAAUCAUUUGGGACACUUUUUGCUAACAUUGCUUGUAUUGCCAUUACUACGGAAAUCACCGAAAGCACGGGUGGUUAACGUGUCGUCAACUGGUCAUACAUUCGGCGAAAUAUAUUUCGAUGAUAUUCACGCUUUAAACAAACCAUACAACAUGUGGACACUCUAUGGUCAGAGCAAAUUGGCUAAUAUAUUGUUCACUCGAGAACUGGCCCGACGUCUGGGAAAGGACUCAAUCAAUCAAUGUCUAUGCCGUCCAUCCGGGAGCGCUAAAUCUGGUGCUCAGACAUCACUUUACUGUGCUAUCGAUGAUACGGUCGAUAAUGAAACGGGAUUUUAUUAUGAAAAUUGUCACCGAAAUGAUAAUUUGUUGGCUAAAGCCAAGGAUGACGAGUCGGCUCAACGAUUGUGGGAAUUAAGCGCACAAUUAGUUAAACUUGAAGAUCAAUAUAAUUUGCUGAAAAUUUGA
Molecule: messenger RNA, 900 nt
Organism: Oppia nitens
Lineage: Eukaryota; Metazoa; Arthropoda; Arachnida; Sarcoptiformes; Oppiidae
Product: retinol dehydrogenase 12-like
Exons: 5
Coding region: 1-900 (299 amino acids)
Source: RefSeq, a predicted model, not a curated record